CCAAAAUAUGCAUACAAAUUUUGUGAUUUCUUUCUAAUUUCUCAUAUUUUUAUUUUCUUAUUUAAUUGUUGAGCUAGCUGCCAGCAGUCGACGAAGCGGAGUUAAGUUGUGUAAAGAAGUGAAGAAAAAGUUUAUCAAUACAAAAAUACUUGGAUGAAGUUUAUUUUUCGCACAAAAGCCUCAAACACUCGAAAAGAGUAAAAAUGAUUUUAUCAACUGCAAAACGCUUGUGUCUAAGGACAUCGCCAUCGAAUCUCUUGCGUUCAUCCUCAUCGAUCCCAAAAACUGGACCAAAGCUUGAUGAAUUGCAAGAGCAUGCACUCAAAGAAGAAUGCAUUUUAGUCAACGAGAAUGACACUGUCAUUGGAUCCGCUUCGAAAAAGGACUGCCACAGAGUUGAUCCUACCAAUGGUCAUGUGAAAUUGCAUCGUGCGUUUAGUGUUUUUUUAUUCAAUACCAAAGGAGAUAUGCUAGUCCAGAGACGUUCUGUCCAUAAGAUAACCUUCCCUGACACCUACACAAACGCCUGUUGCAGCCAUCCUCUACACGAGAUCGAAAAUGAGCGCGAAGAACUGAACGAACUGGGUAUCCGACGAGCCGCUCAAAGGAGGCUCAACUACGAGCUGGGAAUUCCCACUAGUCAGAUAAGACCUGAAAACUUCCAUUAUUUGACUCGCAUCCAUUAUUCGAAUACUGGCGAUGGAAUCUGGGGCGAACACGAAAUCGAUUACAUACUCUUUCUGCAGAAAGAUGUCGACCUCAAUCCGAAUCUGAACGAAGUCAGCGAAGUGAGGUACAUCCCGCGCACGGCCCUUGACACCACAGUAUCGCAGCUGAAUGCUCCACUGACCCCCUGGUUCGAGCUUAUCUUACGCCAUCGCCUCAAACUCUGGUGGGAUAAUUUGCAUCAGUUGAAAAAGUUCGAAGAUCACACAACAAUCAAUCGAUUUACAUAGAGUAACGUUAAGCAGCGGCAGCGUCCGCCGUAAAGCACAAUAAACAGAGACGCGCAUUGUCAUAAUUUGUUAUCUCAUAUUUAGUCAGUGGGCAUAAAUUCAAAAGAAAAUAUGUGUUGUAGGGAAAAUAGCCAUGCAGAUGAAAAUAACCAAAGGUAGUUCUUUUUUUUUGUUUCUUCAUUGUUUUGUUAAAUAAGAAAUAAAGAAAAAUAUUAACUGUACAAAUGUA
Molecule: messenger RNA, 1185 nt
Organism: Eupeodes corollae
Lineage: Eukaryota; Metazoa; Arthropoda; Insecta; Diptera; Syrphidae
Gene: Idi
Product: isopentenyl-diphosphate Delta-isomerase 1
Exons: 3
Coding region: 204-956 (250 amino acids)
Biological process (GO): isoprenoid biosynthetic process; isopentenyl diphosphate biosynthetic process
Cellular component (GO): cytoplasm
Molecular function (GO): isopentenyl-diphosphate delta-isomerase activity
Source: RefSeq, a predicted model, not a curated record